UUCCAUACAAACACCCUCCUUCACCACUUAUUCUUAUGGUCCCCAACUCUUCAACUUCUACUCUUGCUUAGCUUUCUGAUCUUCUUCCUCCUCCCUCCCUCCCUCUGUUUCUUUCUCUGUCACGUUGCUUGAGCAAUCUUAUUAGCUCAUCAACAUGGCAGCUGAAUUUGACACUGCCCAGAAAAGUAGAACUACCAUAGCAGAUUUUGAUCCUCAAAAGAAACCUACCAGGAACAAGUAUGCCUUCGCCUGUGCUAUUUUGGCCUCCAUGACUUCCAUCUUGCUUGGUUACGAUAUUGGAGUGAUGAGCGGAGCUAUUAUUUACAUUAAGAGAGACCUAAAAAUCACGGACGUUCAAGUGGAAAUCCUGGUGGGGAUCAUCAACCUGUACUCCCUCAUAGGAUCAUGCCUCGCCGGAAGAACCUCCGACUGGAUUGGCCGCCGUUACACCAUCGUCCUCGCCGGAUCUAUCUUCUUCAUCGGUGCCCUUCUCAUGGGCUUCUCCAUGAACUACGCCUUCCUCAUGUUCGGCCGUUUCAUCGCCGGCAUUGGCAUCGGCUACGCCCUCAUGAUCGCCCCCGUCUACACUGCCGAAGUCUCCCCAGCUUCCUCUCGUGGCUUCCUUACUUCCUUCCCUGAGGUUUUCAUCAACGCUGGGAUUUUGUUUGGAUACAUUUCUAACUACGCAUUCUCGAAGCUAUCGCUUCGGCUAGGAUGGCGGCUCAUGCUGGGAAUCGGCGCCAUUCCUUCCGUGUUGCUCGCACUGGGAGUGUUAGCCAUGCCGGAGUCGCCUCGAUGGCUAGUGAUGAGGGGUCGGCUUGGCGAGGCACGUCGAGUCCUUGAGAGAACUUCAGAUUCAGUGGAAGAGGCUCAGCUAAGGCUAGCCGACAUCAAGGAAGCGGCGGGGAUCCCCGAGAGUUGCAACGACGACGUCGUUCACGUGAACAGGCAAAACAAAGCCGGGGGAGGGGUAUGGAAAGAGAUGUUUAUUUAUCCUACACCCGCGGUCCGUCACAUUGUUAUCGCUGCCCUCGGCAUACACUUCUUUCAACAAGCGUCUGGCAUAGACGCCGUCGUUUUAUACAGCCCCACAAUCUUCCGAAAGGCCGGGAUCAAAUCGGAUACCGAAGAGCUUCUGGCUACGGUAGCCGUUGGAUUUACCAAGACGGUUUCCAUAUUGGUCGCCACGUUCUUGUUGGAUCGGGUCGGGCGCCGCCCGUUGUUAUUGAGCAGUGUUGCGGGUAUGGUGCUCUCACUCGUUACUCUCGGGGCGUGCCUCACGGUCAUUGAUCAUUCGGACACCAGAGUAAUGUGGGCCAUUGGAUUAAGCAUAGCCAUGGUGAUAUCGUAUGUGGCAACGUUCUCGAUCGGAGCUGGUCCAAUCACGUGGGUUUAUAGCUCGGAGAUCUUUCCGCUGAGGCUACGCGCUCAGGGUGCGUCCAUGGGAGUCGUUGUUAAUAGAGUGACAAGUGGCGUAAUCUCAAUGACUUUUCUCUCCUUAUCCAACGGCAUAACCAUUGGUGGAGCCUUCUUAUUGUUCGGAGGUAUUGCGUUCGCUGGAUGGAUCUUCUUCUAUACCUUGCUCCCGGAAACGCAGGGCAAAACCCUUGAAGAGAUGGAAGGGUCUUUCGGUAAAUUCAGCGCAAGGUCCACCGUGGCCAAAGGACCUAACGGUGGCAAAGAUGGUAACGGCCACAUCCAAUUACAAAACAAUAAUCUCAAUUAGACGUACGAAGGCGUGAAGUGUUUAUUAAACUUACUAGAGAUGCAAUAUUGCAUUUUAGUACGUCUUCCCUCUUAAUUUAGAGUAGAUUUCCUAUGUAGUAAUAAAUUCUGUAAUGGGAAAACUCAAAUAUUUUCCUAUUAAUAAUUUAAAAAGAAAUAUAUAACUCAGCUCAAACUCCCUCCCAUA
Molecule: messenger RNA, 1912 nt
Organism: Neltuma alba
Lineage: Eukaryota; Viridiplantae; Streptophyta; Magnoliopsida; Fabales; Fabaceae
Product: polyol transporter 5-like
Exons: 3
Coding region: 155-1726 (523 amino acids)
Biological process (GO): transmembrane transport
Cellular component (GO): membrane
Molecular function (GO): carbohydrate:proton symporter activity
Source: RefSeq, a predicted model, not a curated record